Hyla sarda is the source of this 3501-nucleotide messenger RNA. RefSeq names its product phosphodiesterase 4C (gene PDE4C). The coding region runs from base 1437 to 3122 and encodes 561 amino acids. Gene Ontology annotation, cellular component: cytosol; nucleus; perinuclear region of cytoplasm. The record is from RefSeq and is a predicted model, not a curated record. Lineage: Eukaryota; Metazoa; Chordata; Amphibia; Anura; Hylidae. Gene Ontology annotation, molecular function: 3',5'-cyclic-AMP phosphodiesterase activity. The transcript is spliced from 11 exons. Gene Ontology annotation, biological process: signal transduction.
GGGACUGAUGUUCACUCCGGGAACUGAUUACAAACGGGGUGCCGCGUGCAAGAUCACGGGGGUCCCCAGCAGCGGGACUCCCGCGAUAAGGCAUCUUAUCCCCUAUCCUUUGGAUAGGGGAUAAGAUGUCCAAGCACCGGAGUACCCCUUUAAGCUUUAGUUGUUGCCAGAUACUCCAAGUCAGCAGAAGUAGACUUCUGCUUUAAACGGGCACUGUCAGUUACCAAAACGUUAUAUGUUGUAUAUCUUGGCAAAACAUUAACCUUUCUAAUAUACUUCAUAAGAAAAUGUUAUUUCCUUUUUAUAGAGAUCAUGGCUUAUAAAAUCAUGGCUUUGUCCAAGCUGAAGCACAGGCAUGGGUAAAGUCCAGUAAGUGAGGGUGGGCUAGCACUCCUGAUAGGAUAGGAGACGGCACAGAGGAGUCCUAUCAGACAGGAGACAGCACAGAGGAGUCCUAUCAGACAGGAGAGAGCACAGAGGAGUGCAAUCAAACAGGAGAGAGCACAGAGGAGUCAGACUGGAGAGAGCACAGAGGAGUGCUAGCCCACCCUCACUUACUGGACUUUGUCCAUGCCUGUGCUUCAGCUUUGGCAAAGCCAUGAUUUUAUAAGCCAUGAUGUAAAUUACUACUGUAAGAAUCAUACACCAGACCAUGAUGACCAGAAAGUAGAUGGGCUCAGGUCUCACUUUGCCUUGUGAUUUAGGUUAUGAAAGGCAAAACUGGGUCUGAAUCCAACAAAGUAUGAUAAGUCAAAACUUUCUACUAUACUUUCCAUCCUUUUGUCUCUUCUCCUGCUUUUCUUGGGAAAAAUAGAAGCCAUAAAGUAUAAUCUUAGCUAUAGAUAAGUCAUCUAGUAAGCAUAAAGGAGUUACAACCUACAGUUAAAUAGGAGGGAAUACUAAAGGAAAUUUUCACUUCUAGGAGACACAGUAAAUUGCAGUUACCGGUAGAAAUGCAUAUUGCGUAUAAUCUAAUAUUUUCUCUUAAAUAUCUAUGGAAAUGGAAAAAGUGAUUCCUUGCUUUUGUAGUUGUCUCGCUGGUAGCUGUUGAUAGAAAUAAUUACUUUGUUAUAAAUGUAAAUCAUAGAAAGUGUAGGCAGAGCAAGGGUUAAGGUGGACCAGGAGUGAGUUUACAGGUUGGUUGUCAUGGUGAUUUGGGCCUGAUCUCCCUCCUUUCAUCCUUUACCUUCUCCUCCCAGCUAUUCACACUUUCAUUAUCUGUAUACGGGAAGACGCUUCUACCAAAAUCCUGACUGUAUAGUGGAUAACAUGACACAAAGAUUUCCUUUCCAAAGCAGGAUUUAGCAUCAUCUUCAGUGACAUAUGGUCUUUAAAGGGAGGAUGCCGUUCAGAAACUGGCCAUCGAAACUUUGGAAGAGCUGGAUUGGUGUCUGGAUCAGUUGGAGACACUGCAGACCAGACACUCAGUCAGUGAGAUGGCCUCAAACAAGUUUAAGAGGAUGUUGAAUAGAGAACUUACACAUUUGUCUGAAACAAGUCGCUCUGGAAACCAAGUGUCUGAAUAUAUAUCCAAUACGUUUUUAGAUAAACAGCAUGAAGUGGAAAUGCCCACCCCUACUACCAAAGAGAAGGAAAAGAAGAAGAUAUCUAUGUCCCAGAUCAGUGGUGUAAAGAAACUGACACACAGCUCAAGCUUCACUACCUGCAGUAUUCCACGUUUUGGGGUGAAGACCGACCAAGAAGCACUUUUAGAAAAGGAAAUAGAAGAAGCAAAUAAGUGGGGGCUGGAUAUAUUUAAAGUAGCUGAAUAUUCUGGAAAUCGACCCUUAACAGUCAUCAUGUACUCCAUCUUUCAGGAAAGGGAUCUCUUAAAGACAUUCAGGAUUCCUGUGGACACAUUCAUUACGUACAUGAUGACACUAGAGGAUCAUUACCAUGCUGAUGUGGCCUAUCAUAACAACAUCCAUGCUGCAGAUGUGGCACAGUCCACCCAUGUCUUGUUAUCUACUCCUGCUCUGGAGGCUGUGUUUACUGACUUGGAAAUUAUGGCUGCCAUCUUCGCCAGUGCUAUUCAUGAUGUUGAUCAUCCAGGAGUAUCAAAUCAAUUUCUAAUAAAUACUAACUCUGAGCUGGCGCUGAUGUACAAUGAUGCUUCUGUCUUGGAAAACCACCACCUUGCAGUUGGAUUUAAGCUCCUACAAGAAGAGAACUGUGACAUUUUUCAGAAUUUGACCAAAAAACAGCGACAGAGUUUGAGAAAAAUGGUCAUUGACAUGGUACUGGCGACAGAUAUGUCCAAACACAUGAAUCUUCUGGCUGACCUUAAGACAAUGGUAGAAACAAAAAAAGUGACAAGUUUGGGAGUUUUGCUGCUUGAUAAUUAUUCUGAUCGGAUACAGGUCCUUCAAAACAUGGUUCACUGUGCAGACCUCAGUAAUCCCACCAAACCACUGGAGCUGUAUCGCCAAUGGACAGAUCGGAUUAUUGUUGAAUUCUUCCAUCAGGGAGAUCGAGAGCGGGAGAAGGGAAUGGAGAUCAGUCCCAUGUGUGACAAGCACAACGCUUCUGUUGAAAAAUCACAGGUUGGUUUUAUCGACUACAUUGUGCAUCCUCUGUGGGAAACUUGGGCUGACUUGGUACACCCAGAUGCCCAAGAAAUACUGGACACAUUAGAGGACAAUAGAGAGUGGUAUCAAAGCAUGAUCCCCCAGAGUCCAUCCCCUCCGCCAGAAGAACAAGACCAUGACAGGGGGAGCACAGCAGGAGACAAGUUUCAGUUUGAACUGACACUGGAGGAAGAAGGAGAGUCUGACACAGAGCAGGAGGAGAGUCCUGUCGAGGACAACAGUGACUCAAAAACCCAUGUGACUGAUGAUUCUGCCCAGGCCAGUGAUGAAGCUGAUCAGCCCUCUCCAGUAGACACAAGCAGGAGUGUGGCCAACCAGCUGGAACGACUAGAACUCCCACCCAAGAACACUCUCACCAAGCAGAGAAAAGUAUUGAACUUUGAUAACCUAAAAUUAGCAGCCGAAAGGACGCUACCACAAAGGGACACUAGUAGGGUUGCAUCCAUGAAUACUGCAAAGCAGGAGACCACAGGCCAAGGAGAGGUCUGUUUGGACCAAGAGGGAAACAUCACAUAUCUUCCAUUAGGAACGUAACGCCAAAUUUUCUCAUCACUAUUACUUUAUUUUUAUUCACGCACACUUUGCAUUUUUAUUUUUCUGGAGGAGGGAUGCAUUUUUAUGAAAAAAGUAUUUAAAAAAAAAAAAAAAAAAGGAGGAACUGAUAUCAGAAGAAACAAAUUGUCACCAAUAUCAGUGAAACUGCAUGGGAGAGCAUGGUGAAAUGUCAUGUGGUUAUUUUCAUUAUGAUUCAUUUUGGCAGGGAGGCAAAGAUAUCUUAUCUCUAAGCAGCCAAAGGGUUAGUAUUCUUUCUGGUAGCCAGGAGGUUAAAGGGAAACUAUGGCUAAAAUAUUUGCAGUAUUAAAGCCUUUUUGAGAGUUUAAAGGGGUUCUCCGGUGCUUACACAUCUUAUACC